GACGGGCUGCCUGGGCUGGCUGGCUGGCUGGGGCUGCUGGCUGCAGGGCGGCACACGGGCAAAGACGGUGGCGAGGGGGGGGGGACACGACGACCAUCCAAACAAAGCUCUUCUUCCUACAGCGGAGACAAGAGUUAAGACACCAUCUUCCACCAUCGACGACGACGAAGAAGAAGAAGAAGUACCCGCCCUGCCACCAUUUUCGUACCAUCCCAACUUCCCUUCAAUCCCCUCGGAGGAGAACCACGACCAGCAGCGGCAGCAGGAAGCACUUGGCCAGCGUUGCCAUGAAGCAAUGCGCGCCUUUACGCGCCUCACUUCUUCCCCUUUAAGGUGCUGACACUUGAGCGUGCAUGACUAACAAGGACUGUCAAGUUGUCACUGCUUGGGAGAAACACGCACAAUGGUGUGGGAAGGGACCGCCUCUCCAGACACCUAGGAAGACUUGUCAGCUGCAUUUCCUGCCCUAAAUUGAGGAGUUAAAGUAGGGGUGGGGGCCACACAUUUGACGAGGAGUCGCUGGGCUCUGACCAAGCUUGAAGGACUUUUUUAUUUAGAUUUUUUUGCCAAGUUUGGAUCCACCUUGCCUCCUCCUCCUCAUCCCUUUAAAAGGUGUGGUCAUGCUUUCGCUGGAUGAGCCCCUGGACCUGAAGCUCCCUCGGAGGCCCAGUGGGCGGGAUAAAGGGCCGCACUCGCCCCCCCUCUCCCCUUUGUUCCCCAAACGAGCGCACCACCUCCGUAUGGCGGAUGACGGCACGGCGGUCAUUGAUCCCGCCUCCCCAGCGUCCCCGCACACAGGCGGGCAGGUAGCCCCCCACCACCGAAUGGACACCCCCACCCCGCCUGCGGUGGAUCUGAGCAUGUCACCUUCCUCCCUACGGCACACCCCAACCUCGCCAGAGAUGACCAACGGAAACUACAUUCCUUCAGCGAAUUCUCAGCUCUCGCAAGCCUUUCAAUUUUUCGUUCCCAUCGGAGCCGGGGCGGGACUUCACCUGCCGUCCUCCAUGUUCAUUGGCCAGAUGAGUGACAAAAGGGCCUCCCCUGACCUCUCUGCAGAUGAACAACUGGCUUGCCGCUGGAAGAAGUGCCGCCUGCUCUUUGACUCUCUCCAAGACCUGGUGGACCAUGUCAAUGACUUCCAUGUCAAGCCAGAGAAGGAUUCAGGGUACUGCUGCCACUGGGAGGGCUGCGCUCGCAAAGGGAGGGGCUUCAACGCCAGGUACAAGAUGCUCAUCCACAUCCGCACACACACUAAUGAGAAGCCUCACCGUUGUCCCACCUGCAACAAGAGCUUCUCACGCCUGGAGAACCUCAAGAUACACAACCGCUCACACACAGGUGAGAAGCCCUACAUUUGUCCAUAUGAGGGCUGCAACAAGCGCUACUCCAACUCAAGUGACCGCUUCAAACAUACACGUACACACUAUGUGGACAAGCCCUACUACUGCAAGAUGGUGGGCUGCCUGAAGCGCUACACAGACCCCAGUUCGCUACGCAAGCACAUCAAGGCCCACGGCCACUUCGUGGCCCAGGAGCAGGGCUCGCCGGGCGGCGUGGGGUCCUUGCUGAAGGGAAGUCAAAAUGGAGGUCUUACUGGCAGAGUGGGCAAGGAUUCAGAGAUGUCCUACAUGAGUGGGGCUCACAUUAUCAUCCCAGGGGCAACGGCCGCUCUCCUGGGAGCCCACGCGCUUCAGGGCCUGGGUGGCUCCCUGCCAUUGUCCCCCCUCAGUCCUCGGCCCCUGGACCUCAGCACAUUGGGUUGCCCUAGCUCCCCACCAGGCGGGCUGGGAAACACAUCUGUCCUAUCUUACAACGGCUCCCCACUGGGCCUGGCCAAGUCGCCCAUGCUCCCCCCAGCGUUUGCCUCCUCAACCCUGGGCAUGCCCAUGGUUCCUGUGCUGGGGGCGGCUGCCAAGCGCAGGGCCCCCAGAAAGGCCCGAGGCGAGGAGGCUGAGAACGAAGUGACAGGGGGGGUGCUUAACCUUUCCACAGGAGGGUCUCAUGAUCCCUUGUCCUGGGUGGUCAUCCCCCCGGGGACUGUGGUGCUCAAACCAGCUGUGGUCAACUGAUACACACACACACACACACACACACACACACACACACACACACACACACACACACACACACACAUUCCAGAAGAGCUCAGGGGGUCAGGAUGGGAGGGUGAACACCUUAGUGAGGGUACGGGCAGUCAAGGGUGGUGGGGGGUGGUGGUGCGGCUCACACAAUAGGUUCAAAGAGGGCAGACAAGAUACAACAAUUUGUACACUUAGACUCCAUACAUGCACGACAUUGUAUGAUAAUUGUAGAACGCAGGCCCCUUUUGUUGUUGGGGGCCCAAGCUCGAUUUGUAUCACACAAGUCCUAUUUUAUACUUCAGACUUCAUCCAUUCCUUGUUUCUUGGUUCUGUGGACAGAGCCUGUGAACGUGGCAGUCGUGAUUCCUUUCAAGUAUUUAUAAAAGUUUAUCGACCGUGUGCCUCCAGCCAAGCAGUGAGAUCGAAAACCCCGCAGAGAAACACAAUGACGCACUGUCAGCUGGGCAAAUGUUUAUUAUUGCAAAGUGAUAACAUACAGGCUAUUGUGAUUCAUAAGACAAGCUUGCCAGACCAAAGCAAGUGAACUUAACAGUUUAGUUAUACACAGCACUUAACUGGUUAUGAUCAUAAAAACCUCAAAACUGCUGCUAAACUCUCCCCCUCCUCUGGGAGCGGGUGCUUUUUUUCCCCCCUGACAAUCUGUCCCCAUUUCGGGGAGGCUGACCAACACGGACCAGCCUGGUCCAGCAGAAUGUUUGCCAGGCGUCGCAGACCUGCAGCUUUUAGAGCUACUUGUGGACAGACAAUCGGUGUAACAUCACCUGGCAAAGACCAAUAAUCACUUCCUCUUCUGUAAUGGAGGGCACUGCUGUGUAUGGCUCCCCCCUGUGGCCGAACGAGGCGCAAACGUCCCCUUGGAUAAAACCGGAUUGGCUCCUGGAUUGUCCAGCUGCUUGCCGGUGAUUGAAUCAACACAGCCAGUUUGUGUAUGAAAGGGCCAGUGUGGUGAUAAACACUGCUGUCUUGUGUUUUCCUUAAAGAUCCACCCGGCUGAAAAGCAGUUGUGAAAAACAGAUGGCCCUCCAGUAAACGCUUCACUUUAGUCGGUGUUUUGUCCUGCCUGCCAAAAUACCCAGAAAAAGUAAAGUGGGAUGUACAUAUUGCACUGGGGGUGUUUGUCGGGGGGGGGGUCCAAACACUUAGUGCCAACUACAGUUGGACUGACAAUGAAGCCACACUUCGACUAACUGCCUCAUUUUCUUGUGUCCACUAUGGGUCCAAUCAAAAAGUCUUAUUGAAAACGGUUCGAUUAAGCAGUCGUCAUGCACUUCACACGGAUUGUGGUUCAAGUCAGUUUGGUAACAAGUGUCAUUUUUAGUGGUGGUGGGGUGGGAGACAGGAGCACGAGAGGAUCAACACAAGGAACAUUCCCUCAAGAGACUUCUACACACUUCCAUCCUCUCUCUCCUUCUCCCAUCUGCUCAGUUGGCAGUCUUUCCAUGGCCGACGUCCACUUUUACAACUCAGAUCAGUCGAAUAUUUUUGUCUGUACGCAUUUAGACGAGACAUUUCUCUUUGAUGUUGAAUUUUGCUUCUGGUGUUCUGUGAAAACUGCUCUGACCUCAGCUUCUCUGCUGUCCAGGAUGAGUCCUUAGGCAAGCAGGAUGAGGUGUUUCGCAAUUCUCGGUCUGGCUCGUUAAAUGCAUUCCAUCCGUGGGAAGUUACACAAAUCAAUCGGCGUAAGCGUCAAGAUUUGUCCAGAAAGGGAAUUGUUGAAUGAAAUUGUAUAGCACAGGGGUGAGGUGGAGGCGAGGAAACAACUUCAGUUCUGUCAAAGGCAAAAUGGACUGAGGUUUAGCUCCUACAAGGAAACUCCAAAAUACCAUCCAUCCAUCUUCUAUGCCGCUUCUCCUCAUUAGGGUCGCGGGGGUAUACGCUCCAGAAAAUCAAGUUUCACGGGGAGCAGGGGAGGCCCCAAUUGUACAACAUAUUACUGUGGUGCCUUGGUUAACAUCAUUGAUCCGUUCCAGAGUGUCCGAUUCAAACCAAAAUGGACUCUAACCAUAGAAAAUUAUGUAAAUCCAAUUUAUCCGUUCCAGACACUAAAAAAUCUUAACACAAAACACAUUUUAUAGACAAUAAUUAUAAUUAUACAUGCAGAAAAUGAUGCAAAACGAAUUACUAAUGACAAAUGAACAUUUAAUAUCAAAGUUCUGCAACCAAUAAACAUGGACCUUGCCGUUUAAUAUAGAAAAUGAAAAGAUUAAAAAAAACAACAACUGCUGGUGGCAGUGGCAUCGCAGAAGUGCGUCGGCGAGGAAGCCUUGUUAGAAGUCUGGUGAAUAGCGGGCGAACGCAAGCCUAGUUUUAGCAAAAGUUUAGAAUGUUAACCGAAAAAUGUCCUAACCGGGGCGGACGUUAACCGAGGUACCACAGUAUAUUGAAGUUUAACAUGCAAUUUAACAAAAAAAAAAUGUAUGCAGGGUUCCUACGGAUUUAACAUUCCAAAGCCAACAUGCUAGCCACCAGGCCACGGUGCAGCCGUGGUAUCAUGUAAAUAAAUGAUGGAAUCAAUCGUUUAUUUUCAUUAUCGCUUUCAUUAUCCUGAAAGUUUAUGCCUUUAUGUCACCAAAGAUAUUUUCCAGGAGAUUAUGGCUAGGUAAAGUAGCUUCUGCCUGCCUGUUUCGAGGCGAGAGACGAGGGAAACAGGCACGCGUGCACAUGGCAAAAUACUGACUUCAUUUUCAUUUAUCGGGUGAUUCAUUCAUUCAUGAUUGUCCCAGGCCUAGUGCCCACAAAACAUUUUUUUUUCUGAACGUGAAAUCUUGUCAUGUUUUCAUCUCGUAAGAUCUUGUGACACCCCAGGUGGACUUUUCCAGGCCCGGAAAUGUCUAAAAAUGAAAUUGCAUACUUGCGUAGGAACCCUGUGUAUGCCACAGUGGGUAAAAGAAAUGCUCAAUUAUCAGUCCAUUCCCGUGGAAACAGUCCAACUAAAUGUUUCCCCUUUGCCCACCCUGGCUACAGAUGACAGAUAUUUGAGAGGCCAUUUUGCAAAGUAUUCAACCUUCCCCGCCUCCCCAACUACUGCCCCACCUUCACUUUCCUUUCCAGACUGAUGUCAUCUGAAACAGUUGAUGCGCAGUAGGAUAGAUGUUUCCGUGGCAACAGCGAGUCCCACAGAUGCGGCAGGUUGAAGCCGAGGACAGGCCGAGUCUGGCAGCAGAGAGCUGGCUAACGCGACACGAAUCCUCGUCGGGGUUCACAUGACGUAAGCUCCAUGUUCCAUGAAUGCGUUGAUAAACCCUUUGAGCUCUGUAAACUGCACUUUUGAUCCCGGCGUCGAGGUCGUGGGAGUGUCGAGCUUUAUUCAUUCCUUCAGCAUCCACCGUUUCAUCGACUUGAGGCUGAAUUCUAAACCAUACAAAGCGGUACGGAGGGCGUCAUCCUUUGUGUUGGCACGCGUGGUCGGUGUCAUUUUAAAAAGGGGUGCCACUGACUGAAGUGCUACAGUGUUGCACUAAAGGGUUCCUAUAAGAGAAGACUAAGGCCAGCUGAGGCCUGUUCCAAGUUUGUUUUUUCUUUGCACACGUGUGAGAUAUUCUGUCAGUAUUUUCAUUUUUCCAAGUGCCUUUUUUAUUAUUAUAGGUCAAAUAGAGAAGUUAAACAUUCUAUGGUAAAGAUUUUAUGAGAUAUAUAUUUUUUUCCUGGUUUCAUGUUCUGUGGUGGAACAUGCAAGAAUGUUAGCGUUGUAUGAAAGACUCCAGUUGCUACCACAUAGCCGCGUUCUCCCGUUUUAGAGGAAUUUUAUUACAAUAUUGCUAAUAAGGUCAAUGAAAAGGAAAGUGUUUAAUAAAUACAUUGGAUACACCUUGUGUGUUUCUGCGUGG
Dunckerocampus dactyliophorus (ringed pipefish) is the source of this 5932-nucleotide messenger RNA. RefSeq names its product GLIS family zinc finger 2b (gene glis2b). NCBI's taxonomy places the organism in Eukaryota, Metazoa, Chordata, Actinopteri, Syngnathiformes, Syngnathidae. The transcript is spliced from 7 exons. Gene Ontology annotation, cellular component: nucleus. Gene Ontology annotation, biological process: smoothened signaling pathway; regulation of transcription by RNA polymerase II. The coding region runs from base 621 to 2072 and encodes 483 amino acids. The record is from RefSeq and is a predicted model, not a curated record. Gene Ontology annotation, molecular function: RNA polymerase II cis-regulatory region sequence-specific DNA binding; DNA-binding transcription factor activity, RNA polymerase II-specific.